This is a messenger RNA of Closterium sp. NIES-65, 8436 nucleotides long. NCBI's taxonomy places the organism in Eukaryota, Viridiplantae, Streptophyta, Zygnematophyceae, Desmidiales, Closteriaceae. The record is from the annotation of a GenBank genome assembly.
AUGCUCUCUGUUGCUCGCAUCUCAUAUUGCACGCUCUCUGUUGCUCGUAUCUCAUAUUGCACGCUCUCUGUUGCUCGUAUCUCAUAUUGCACGCUCUCUGUUGCUCGCAUCUCAUAUUGCACGCUCUCUGUUGCUCGCAUCUCAUAUUGCACGCUCUCUGUUGCUCGCAUCUCAUAUUGCACGCUCUCUGUUGCUCGCAUCUCAUAUUGCACGCUCUCUGUUGCUCGCAUCUCAUAUUGCACGCUCUCUGUUGCUCGCAUCUCAUAUUGCACGCUCUCUGUUGCUCGCAUCUCAUAUUGCACGCUCUCUGUUGCUCGCAUCUCAUAUUGCACGCUCUCUGUUGCUCGCAUCUCAUAUUGCACGCUCUCUGUUGCUCGCAUCUCAUAUUGCACGCUCUCUGUUGCUCGUAUCUCAUAUUGCACGCUCUCUGUUGCUCGUAUCUCAUAUUGCACGCUCUCUGUUGCUCGCAUCUCAUAUUGCACGCUCUCUGUUGCUCGCAUCUCAUAUUGCACGCUCUCUGUUGCUCGCAUCUCAUAUUGCACGCUCUCUGUUGCUCGCAUCUCAUAUUGCACGCUCUCUGUUGCUCGCAUCUCAUAUUGCACGCUCUCUGUUGCUCGCAUCUCAUAUUGCACGCUCUCUGUUGCUCGCAUCUCAUAUUGCACGCUCUCUGUUGCUCGCAUCUCAUAUUGCACGCUCUCUGUUGCUCGCAUCUCAUAUUGCACGCUCUCUGUUGCUCGCAUCUCAUAUUGCACGCUCUCUGUUGCUCGCAUCUCAUAUUGCACGCUCUCUGUUGCUCGCAUCUCAUAUUGCACGCUCUCUGUUGCUCGCAUCUCAUAUUGCACGCUCUCUGUUGCUCGCAUCUCAUAUUGCACGCUCUCUGUUGCUCGCAUCUCAUAUUGCACGCUCUCUGUUGCUCGCAUCUCAUAUUGCACGCUCUCUGUUGCUCGCAUCUCAUAUUGCACGCUCUCUGUUGCUCGCAUCUCAUAUUGCACGCUCUCUGUUGCUCGCAUCUCAUAUUGCACGCUCUCUGUUGCUCGCAUCUCAUAUUGCACGCUCUCUGUUGCUCGCAUCUCAUAUUGCACGCUCUCUGUUGCUCGCAUCUCAUAUUGCACGCUCUCUGUUGCUCGCAUCUCAUAUUGCACGCUCUCUGUUGCUCGCAUCUCAUAUUGCACGCUCUCUGUUGCUCGCAUCUCAUAUUGCACGCUCUCUGUUGCUCGCAUCUCAUAUUGCACGCUCUCUGUUGCUCGCAUCUCAUAUUGCACGCUCUCUGUUGCUCGCAUCUCAUAUUGCACGCUCUCUGUUGCUCGCAUCUCAUAUUGCACGCUCUCUGUUGCUCGCAUCUCAUAUUGCACGCUCUCUGUUGCUCGCAUCUCAUAUUGCACGCUCUCUGUUGCUCGCAUCUCAUAUUGCACGCUCUCUGUUGCUCGCAUCUCAUAUUGCACGCUCUCUGUUGCUCGCAUCUCAUAUUGCACGCUCUCUGUUGCUCGCAUCUCAUAUUGCACGCUCUCUGUUGCUCGCAUCUCAUAUUGCACGCUCUCUGUUGCUCGCAUCUCAUAUUGCACGCUCUCUGUUGCUCGCAUCUCAUAUUGCACGCUCUCUGUUGCUCGCAUCUCAUAUUGCAUCUCAUAUUGCACGCUCUCUGUUGCUCGCAUCUCAUAUUGCACGCUCUCUGUUGCUCGCAUCUCAUAUUGCACGCUCUCUGUUGCUCGCAUCUCAUAUUGCACGCUCUCUGUUGCUCGCAUCUCAUAUUGCACGCUCUCUGUUGCUCGCAUCUCAUAUUGCACGCUCUCUGUUGCUCGCAUCUCAUAUUGCACGCUCUCUGUUGCUCGUAUCUCAUAUUGCACGCUCUCUGUUGCUCGCAUCUCAUAUUGCACGCUCUCUGUUGCUCGCAUCUCAUAUUGCACGCUCUCUGUUGCUCGCAUCUCAUAUUGCACGCUCUCUGUUGCUCGCAUAUCAUAUUGCACGCUCUCUGUUGCUCGCAUCUCAUAUUGCACGCUCUCUGUUGCUCGCAUCUCAUAUUGCACGCUCUCUGUUGCUCGCAUCUCAUAUUGCACGCUCUCUGUUGCUCGCAUCUCAUAUUGCACGCUCUCUGUUGCUCGCAUCUCAUAUUGCACGCUCUCUGUUGCUCGCAUCUCAUAUUGCACGCUCUCUGUUGCUCGUAUCUCAUAUUGCACGCUCUCUGUUGCUCGCAUCUCAUAUUGCACGCUCUCUGUUGCUCGCAUCUCAUAUUGCACGCUCUCUGUUGCUCGCAUCUCAUAUUGCACGCUCUCUGUUGCUCGCAUCUCAUAUUGCACGCUCUCUGUUGCUCGCAUCUCAUAUUGCACGCUCUCUGUUGCUCGCAUCUCAUAUUGCACGCUCUCUGUUGCUCGCAUCUCAUAUUGCACGCUCUCUGUUGCUCGCAUCUCAUAUUGCAUGCUCGCUGUUGCUCGCAUCUCAUAUUGCACGCUCUCUGUUGCUCGCAUCUCAUAUUGCACGCUCUCUGUUGCUCGCAUCUCAUAUUGCACGCUCUCUGAGUUCCCAGAUUCCGCCGAUCUCUUCCCGCUGCCCGCUGACCACGCUCACACGCUGGGCGAUGGGGACAUGGACAAUAACGCAUCUGCUUCUAUGGGGGAUAAGGACAAUAACGCAGCUGGAUCUAUGGGAGACAAGGACAAUAACGCAGCUGCUUCUAUGGAGGACACGGGCAACAAUACAGCUGCUUCUACUGGGAAUGAGGAGGAUGCUGCUGAGCAGAAUGGGGGCGAGGAGGGGAAGGUGGUUAAGGACAGUGGUGAAGCAGAUUCUAAUGGGAACGUGGGAUUUGCAGAGAAACAGGGCAAUGCAGCAGCUGGUAACGGGGAAGAGGGCGGUGGGGCAGGCGAAGAGGGGGCUAGAGAGGGACACGUGGGAAGGGAAGGCGAGGGAGGGGUGGGGGAAGUGAGAGAUGGGGGGCGAGAGGCCACGCGAAUGGAAAAGGAGCUAAGUAAUGAGUGUGCUCGAGUGGGUGGGGGUGGAGAGGAAGUGGGCCCGAGGGAGGAGAUGAGUGGAGGGAAGGAAGGGGAGGGGGGCGAUGGAACAGAGAUGCGGAGUGGAGAGGUGCGGGCAUCAAGCAUGGAGAUGGAAAGAGGAGGUGAAGGUGACAGUGGCCGACAGAUGGGACACGAGGCAGGGAGGGUUGAGGAAGGAGGGGCAGGGGUAGGGGAGGGAGAGGAGGAAGAGGCAGAUGGGGAGGAGGAGGGCGGAGGGGGAGUGGAGCUGGCUGUGGGAGACAAGGAGGGGCAGGAGGGAGGCGAGAGGAAGGAGACGGAGGAUGGAAGGGAGGUGACUGAGGUGGAAGGGACAGAACGGACUGAGGGGAGGAAGCAGGCGGAGGAAGUGAGGGAGGAGUCGGAGGAGGUGAGGGGGCGGAGAAGAGAAGCCACUGAGGAGGAGGAAGAGGGGGGCGCAGUGCAAGCUGAGGCCUUGGCUCAGUACGGCAGCCUUGACUCAAAACCUGGAGCUCACCUUCAAGGGGAAGAAGAAGCAGGCAGCCCUGUGAUCCAGGAGGUGGAGGAGGAGAAGGAACGCGAGCAGGCGAGCAGGGAUGCUGAGGGGAAGGAGGAUGGGCAGGGGGGAGGAAAUGAUGUGGAGGAUGGGCAGGGAGGAGGGGACGAUGUGGAGAUGGCAGAUGGGGCUGUGAAGCCAACGUUUGAGGCGUGGCUGCCUGGGGAUGGGGCGGAGGAGGGCUCGUAUGAGACGCAACAGACAAAGGACGUGAGGCAUGUGGGCGCGGAUGACUCUGCUGCAGCCCUUGCGGAUGUGUCUGGAGCUCCCUCCGAUGUCCCCAUGGCUUUGGAUGGUGAUGCAGGCAAAGAAGGGGAGGUGGAGGGAGCGAUGGAGGUGGAGGGAGAAAAGGAGGUGGAGGGAGAGGGAGAGGAGGAGGUGCAGGGAGAAGGGGAGGUGGGGAAUGCGACAGCAAAAGAACGUGGGCAGGAGGUGGAGGAGAAGAGGAGGGCGGAGAGGGUGGGGGGUAUAAGUUCAGUCUACGGCACUUUCACUCGCUUUGCCAAGAGCCUCUUUUCUGGUGGCUCCAGUGUCGACGCUGGGGGUGGCAUUGGUGGUGGCAAGGGCGACAGUGGUGGUGGUGGUGGUGCAGGUGGCCAUGAAUCACAGGAAGACAGAGGAGAGAGGGACGGGGAUGUUCCUGCUGCUGCUGCUGCUGCUGCUGCUGCUGCUGCUGCCUCCACAGGGGCUGAUGUUGCUACAGCCACUGCUGAUACUGCUGCUACUGCUGCUACUACUGCUGCUACUACUGCUACUACUGCUACUACUGCUGAAGCUGUUGCUGUUGCUGACGAGGAGACGCAGGACGCAGAGGGGUUGGUGCUAGUGCCAGAGGAAGAGGAAUCGCGUAAGGCACAGGAGGAGGACGUGCAGUGGAGAGAGGCAUAUGACAGCCAGGAGACACAUGGAGAUGAAGUGCAGGAGACGUCUGUUGAGAAGCUGACUUCUGAGUUGACUCAAAAGUCAGAGGGGAUGGCGCUCGGGGAAGAGGAGGCGGAAUUGCUGAGGACACAGGAGGAGAAAAACGUGCAGUGGACAGAGGCAUAUGACACCCAGGAGACACAUGGAGCUGAAGUGCAGGAGAUUUCUGUUGAUAGAUCCCAAGAUACGGCUGCAACAACAGGGCAUUAUGAAGAGUCUCCUGCAGCAUCCGAGCAUUCUCAAAAAUCGCCCGCAGCAACCCAGGAGAGAGAUGGCGUUGCAGCCCAGGAGAUGCAGGAGGAGGAGGAAGGGCAUGAGGAGCAGGCAGAGGAGGCAAACGAGGCGGACACAGAACAAGGGAAUGAGGCGGGCUCAGAGGAAGCGGAGGUGGUGGUUGGUGUGGGAGGGGUUCCAGAGAUAGCUGAGGGGGAGCGGGAGAAGGAGAAGGAGGAGGAGGAGGGAGUGGAGGCGGAUGAGGAAGGGGAGAGGUUGUUGGUGGGCCGUGAGCGUGGGGUGGAUCUAGGAGGAGGGGGGGGGGAGAGAAGUGCAGGUGAGGAGGAGGAGACGGAUUUAGUGGUGGAGGUGGGGGGGACGGGAGGGGGAGUGAGAAUGGAUGUGGGGGGGAUGGGAGGUGGGGCAACAGGGGUGGUGGGUGGGGGGGAACAAGAGGUAGCCAGAGUAGCAGUUGAGGGGGGAUGGGUGAGAGAGCAGGUAGGAGUAAUUGGGAAGAGGCGGAGGGAAGAGAAGGGCGCAGGGGAGGACAGGCAGACAGGAAAGACAGGCUUGGCUGUCCUUGGCCGUGGUAGUGGCAGUGCACGUGGCGGCGAGGGGAGCUCUUUUGAGGUACGUGAGAAGCAGGGGGGCGUGGCUGGUGCUGGCAGUGGUGCCCGUGCGGGGAGUGAGACGCAGUACGAGGCGGUGGUUCCUGAAGACAGGACGGAAGCAAGGGGCGGAGAGGGAGCACAAGGAGUGCCAGAAUCUGAGGAGCGGGGGACAAGGGGAGGGAAGAACAGAGGAACAGGAGAGGCUGGAGCGAAGGAGGCAGGAAAAAGAGCAUCGGCUGCGAAAGGUUCAGCGGCUUUACAGCGCAGCAAGCAAAUCUCAAAGAUUGACAUGUCAGCGAGAGUGGCAGUGGAUGUGCCGGGAGUAACCGCUGCAGCUGCUGACACGAUCGCCGAGGCACUAGCUUCCAAAAUGGCCGGCGAGGUGGCAGCAGCCAUUGCUGCAGGGCUUGAUGGAUCCAACAAAAGGCCAGGUUCUGCCGUCCAGGAUCAGAGCAGGGUGAAGGAAAAGAACAGGAGGCACAGUCAGGAGAAGGAUGGGAAGGAUGGGAGUUAUGGGAAGGACGUUCCCAAGGAUGGAGAUGUACUCUUCAGGUCGUCCCGAUGCGCAGUGGUGCCGGGAUUGGGUGAGGGCUCAGUGGCGGAAGAGCUGGAGUUUGAAGUGGUGGUGGUUGGGCGGAGGAGGAAGAGCACUGGGAGCCCUGCUGACACACCCACAGCAACUCCAGGGGAAGGCAUGGGCUGUGCUGAUGAUGCUGAGGAGGGUGGUUUACAGGAAAGGCCGCAGGUUGCAAGUGAGGGAAGAAAGCGAGCACGUGGGCUGAAGCAUGAAGGGAGGAGUAGGCGCAAGGAAGGGACGACUGAGGAACCAGCGUUAGGUGAACCAGUGUCAGGAGGUGGCGCCAUGGAUACCAGGAGAGCCUCCACUGGUGGUUCCAGGGCUAGAGUUUCGCCUCUCCCACCGAACCAAUUUGACGACGAUGCUGGAGGCGGCAGCUCGUCUGAUGGCAGCGGCGCAGACGGCGUUGCGAAGAAGGAAGAGGAGACUCAGAACACGGGCACGCCCAGUGGUUCAUUGAAGCGGAAGCGUAACCUUCCUGGAAACCCAGAUCCGGACGCAGAAGUUGUGGCCCUGUCUCCGCGCACCCUCCUCGCGACCAACCGGUUUGUGUGCGAGAUCUGCAACAAAGGCUUUCAGCGCGACCAGAACCUGCAGCUGCACCGCCGCGGCCACAACCUCCCUUGGAAGCUCCGCCAACGCACGACGCAGGAGGUGCGCAAGAAGGUGUACGUCUGCCCGGAGCCCACCUGCAUCCACCACGACCCGUCCAGAGCGCUCGGAGAUCUGACCGGGAUCAAGAAGCAUUUUUGCCGCAAGCACGGCGAGAAGAAGUACAAGUGCGAAAAGUGUUCGAAGAAAUACGCCGUGCAAUCGGAUUGGAAGGCCCACAUGAAGACGUGCGGUACUCGCGAGUACCGAUGCGAUUGCGGAACCCUCUUUUCAAGGCGCGACAGCUUCAUCACGCACAGAGCUUUCUGCGACGCGCUCGCGGACACAGGCCCCACCAGCGUCAAACCCGAGCCCGGCGACUCCGCCGCUACAGGCGCCGGCCCCGGGAGCGUCGGCGGACUGAGUCACAAAGGCGCGGGGUUCGAAGGGGACACGAUGCGAGGCGCUGCCGUCAUGUUCGGUGAUGACGUCACGAAAGCCGCUGCCGCUGGCGCAGCCCUUUUGCCAGGUCAGCAGCAGAAUUUCCAGUCGCAGGGGCUUCAAUCGUCGCAGCAGCAGGGCUCGCAGCAGCAGUUUUCGUCGCAGGAGUUCGCAGAUCUGGUCAGCCGAGCCAUGAACAAGCAAGGCGGGGGCGGUAUGGGGCUGUGGCUCGGCCAGGGUUCCAACAACGGAGGGCAGAAUCAGGGCAUGACGCCGCAGCAGCAGAUGCUGCAGGCUGUGAGUCAGGGAGGUUUGAACCCGAGCGCUCUCCUUGCGGCGAUCAACAAUAGUGGCGGUAGCAUGGCGAGCCUGCUCGCUGGUGCCGGAGGCGGAGCUGGCGGUAAAGACAUUGGCUCCUUAAUCUCCUCGCUUCUCGGCUCCAACGGCAGCAUGGCUCCUCCUGGGGGUAAUCUGGACCCUGGCUACGCUUCUAACGCUGGUGGUGGCGGCGACAUGAACAGUAACGUUUAUGGUGGUGGUGGUGGUGGUGGUAACCAGGGUAACCUCUCAGGGUCUGCAGGGGGUCUGUCUGGAGUGGGCAUGGGGGGAGACCCCUACAAUUCCAGUGGCGGUGGUCUGCACGGGUCUGCACCAGGCGAUGGUGAUGGCCUAGGGCAUGGCGCGCAGCAGGACGGGCUGCAAGGCCUCUCGGGUGUGAACCUCCCGGAUCUGCUGCAGCAAGCAGGCGCUGUGCUCGCCCGGUCUGGAGGCUUGGGUAACCUGGGAGGUGCGGGCGGUGCAGGGUCGUCGCUUCUGACGAGGGCCAUUGAGACUUUGGCGAGUCAGGGAUUGCCGCUUGGCGGAGGGCAGAACUCAGGGCUUCUGGACGCCGUUGCUGGCCUGGGUGGAGGGCAGGGCAACUUUAGUGCACUGGCAGGGUCGCUGCAGCAGCACGACCAGGGAAAUAACGGUGGGGGUGGGGGGAUGAUGGGAGGGCAGCAGCAACAACAGCAGCAGCAACAGCAGCAGCAACAGCAGCAACAGCAGCAACAAUCGCAACAGCUGCAGCUUCCAAAUGAUUUGAUUCAGAGAUUGGCAGAUAAGUUACCUCCUGGUCUGAACGUGGACACACUGCAGUCUGCUCUCAGCAUGUACCCCGAGCUUGGAGCAAACGGGGCUCUGUCUUCCGCGCUCAACACCCUUCUCUCAGGAGGAGGCGGUUUCAACACAGCGCCACAACAGCAGCAGCAAGUGGGGAUGGGUGGAGGGGAAAAUGCAGAUGGUUGGGGUGGGGGUGGCAUGGGUGGGGGCAAUGGUGGUGGGCUGGAGCAGGGGAUUUCGGGCAUUCAAGAUAUUUUCUCCUCUGGAGCAGGCCAGAACUCUGUGAUGGCUGCGAUGCUCUCUGCAAGCAAUGGAGAUUUGGCAGGUGGACUUGCAGGGGCUUUUGGGGGGGAUGGCACUGGGGGGUUGCUCGGUGCUGGAGCGUCUAGAAAUGUGACGGAGCUGCAAGAUCUGGCAGCUUUUGGUGCAACAGCAAUGAAUGAAGGUGCCACUGGCUAG